This is a messenger RNA of Ictalurus punctatus (channel catfish), 1269 nucleotides long. RefSeq names its product lactose-binding lectin l-2-like. Gene Ontology annotation, molecular function: signaling receptor activity. The record is from RefSeq and is a predicted model, not a curated record. Lineage: Eukaryota; Metazoa; Chordata; Actinopteri; Siluriformes; Ictaluridae. The transcript is spliced from 9 exons. Bases 130 to 699 code for a protein of 189 amino acids.
AGAUCAACAUUUUAUUUUGGUAGUGGUGGUGACAGGGGUUCCCAUUACUAUAUAAGCACCAUCACUUCACUCAUGUUUUAUAUCAAGCAAAAAGUGUCUCCUGAUUUGAGUGCAUGAAAGACUAGAGUUAUGGCUCGUCAGACUGAAGUGGUUUUGCUUCUUAUUCUCGCCCUUGCAGCAGCAGCUUCUGCUGAUGUGGAGAAUCCUCUUUCAGAGGGUUAUUUUGAUCAGCUUGUACAAGAAGCCAUGAAGCAAACUGGAGUGAUGCCAUGCCUGGGAUGCUGUCCAUUGGGCUGGGUGAAAUAUAAUGGAUAUUGCUACAGUUAUCACAGCUCAAACAUGGACUGGGCUUCUGCUGAGAAACACUGUCUGAAAUUAAACUCAAACUUGAUGUCAGUGCACAGUCAGAACGACUAUCUGAUGGCCAAGGCCCUUAUCCGUGCAUUUGACCCCGUGGAGCCCCCAACUUGGAUUGGCCUGUCUAACUGUCAGAAGAGGAAUGAGUGGUUUUGGUCUGAUGGCACCAAAGUGACGUUCACCAAGUGGAAUCCAAAUGAGCCAAAUUUUCGAAACGGAGAGUGCUGUGUGCAUAUGAACUGGGGCACGCAGCGGGACUGGAAUGACAUUCCAUGUGAUCAGAAGUUUCCUUUUCUGUGUGCCAAGAAAUUAACUGAAACUCUGACCUCAUCUGUAAUGUGAUGUAAAAAAAUACAUUUCCUUGUCCUAAGAUGGCACAAAUACAUUUGUGAAAACACACUGUAAAAUCUUAAGGAAAUUUGAGCAAUACGGAUAAUAAAAAAUAAAUAAUAAUUAAAAUAAGAUCUUAAAUGUCUUUAUGAAAUUAUUUCAUAUACAGUACAGUUAUCAUCUCUGGUAUUAGCAUUUCAGAUACAAUAAUGCCAACAUGAUAUUAUGGUAGGAGUAGUCUAUAAUGUCACCAUAAUAGAAUGUUACAUCACUGAGUUGGAGGAUUUAUUAGUAGCUAGUAUAUUCUACUGCAAUGUCUAAAAUUGGCAAUAUUUUAUUAAAAUUGUUACAUAGGUGAUAAUUAAUAUAAAGGAAUACACAGUGAAAACGAGUAUCGAAUGUCCAAGGCCCUUAUCCGUACUCAUGACUCCGCGGAGAAUCCAACAUGGAUCGGCCUUUCUAGCUGUCAGAAGAAAAAUAAGUGGUUUUGGUCCGAUGGCACCAAAUUGAUUUACACCAAGUGGAACCCAAGAGAACCAAAUCAUCUCCUUGGAGAGUGUUGUGUGCAUAUGAACUACGGCA